Messenger RNA from Gastrolobium bilobum, 414 nucleotides. Its product is annotated as CLAVATA3/ESR (CLE)-related protein TDIF-like. Gene Ontology annotation, molecular function: receptor serine/threonine kinase binding. The transcript is spliced from 2 exons. The record is from RefSeq and is a predicted model, not a curated record. NCBI's taxonomy places the organism in Eukaryota, Viridiplantae, Streptophyta, Magnoliopsida, Fabales, Fabaceae. Gene Ontology annotation, biological process: xylem development. Gene Ontology annotation, cellular component: apoplast. The coding region runs from base 1 to 414 and encodes 137 amino acids.
AUGGAUAUUGAACCCUUGUGGGAUCUUGGGGGGUGGUCUUUUCUUUCAAAUUGCAUGGCAGAACCUAAAACACCAUCAACAAUCUCAGAAUCUUUCUCAAAAUCAUCCACUUUGCUUCAGUUCCUCACACUUCUCUUCAUCCUCCUCUUUCUUAUCAAUUUAUCCAACCAACCAAACCCUUCAACCAUGGCUUCCUCAGAACCCAUCAAGUCCUCAGAAUCAACCAUGUCUACCACAAACUUGCACCCUCAUAAAACCCAAAACUCCCAUACUUCAACUAAGGAUGCUGGAAGAGAGUUUAGAGGUGAAGCUCAUGAAGUUCCAAGUGGUCCAAACCCUAUAUCAAACCGGCUUGAGGCAAGUGGACCAACUUUGAGUGACCAUCCAUUGGAAGAAGCUAUGGAGUUUGAUUAG